Messenger RNA from Arvicola amphibius (Eurasian water vole), 4602 nucleotides. It is a transcript of the gene Crebzf, whose product is annotated as CREB/ATF bZIP transcription factor. Lineage: Eukaryota; Metazoa; Chordata; Mammalia; Rodentia; Cricetidae. The transcript is spliced from 2 exons. The coding region runs from base 193 to 1266 and encodes 357 amino acids. Gene Ontology annotation, molecular function: DNA-binding transcription factor activity. The record is from RefSeq and is a predicted model, not a curated record. Gene Ontology annotation, biological process: regulation of DNA-templated transcription.
CGGGUGUCGCCGCUCCUCGCGUCCACGGCCGUCCCCCCGCCCCGCGCGGGGGGUUGGGCGGCCGCGGGAGGCGACUCGGACCUUCCCGGUGCCUGCGGUUCGUUCCGCGCCGUGGCUGUGCGCGCGGCGGGGCGUGGGGGGGCGCCCGAGGUCGGCGGGGCUGCGGCCUAGCCGGGCCUGCCGCCCGGCCCCAUGAGGCACAGCCUGACCAAGCUGCUGGCAUCCUCGGGUCGCGACUCGUCGAGUGUCCGCGCCGGCCGGCAGGACCCGAGCGCGGCGGCCGCGGAGGCGGAGACCUCGGCGGGGUCGGGAUCGCCUGACCGCAGGCCGCCGCCGGGCGACGGGGGCGAGUCGGAGGCGGCCCGGAGGGGGAGCCGCGGCAGCGUGGCCGUGCGCGCGCCCGCGCCGUCGUCCCCUCCAGGGAAGAUGGAGGAGGACGAGGAGGACGCGAUCGCCAUGGUCCCCAAAGAAGAGCCGGAGGACAUGGACUUUCUCUCCGGGCUGGAACUGGCCGAUCUGCUGGACCCUCGGCAACCGGACUGGCAUCUGGAGCCCGGGCUCAGCUCGCCCGGGCCCCUGUCCUCGUCCGGCGGAGGCUCGGAGAGCGGCGGCCUCUUGCGGGGGGACGACGAUGACGAGAGCGCGGCCGCGGAGAUGCAGCGCUUUUCUGACUUGCUGCAGAGGCUGCUGAACGGCAUCGGAGGCUGCAGCGGCGGCGGCGGCGCCGGUGGCGAGCGCGGCAGCGCGGAAAAGAGGCGGAGAAAGUCCCCGGGAGGAGGCGGCGGCGGCGGCGGCACCAACGACAACAACCAAGCGGCGACCAAGAGUCCUCGGAAGGCGGCGGCGGCCGCGGCCCGUCUCAAUCGGCUCAAGAAGAAGGAGUACGUGAUGGGGCUGGAGAGUCGAGUCCGGGGACUGGCCGCCGAGAACCAGGAGCUGCGGGCCGAGAACCGGGAGCUGGGCAGACGCGUGCAAGCACUGCAGGAGGAGAGUCGCUACCUGCGGGCCGUCCUCGCCAACGAGACGGGACUGGCUCGCCUGCUGAGCCGGCUGAGCGGCGUGGGACUGCGCCUGACCACCUCGCUCUUCAGGGACUCGCCCGCCGGAGACCAUGACUACGCCCUGCCGGUGGGGAAGCAGCCGCCAGAACUGCCCGAAGAGGACGACGCGGCGGGAGGAGUGUGUCUCCAUGUGGACAAGGAUAAGGUGUCGGUGGAGUUCUGCUCGGCGUGCGCUCGGAAGGCGUCGUCUUCUCUUAAAAUGUAGGGUCAAGUAAUCUGCUCUUUACCCGCGGUUACCCCUUCUGCUCCCUUACACCAUGUCAAACACCUUAGUGGGACAUCUUCACCGGACACAUUUCAGAGGCGGAAAAAAAAGUAAUAUUAAAUCUUUUAAGUGUUUAGCUAAAACGCAUGAAUGUGACACUGUAACCAACUCCUAAUGAUAACCUGUGACUAUUAAAUCUCUCUGACAGUUUCUUUUUUAGGUGAUUUCCUUCCUGCCAGGCUCCGUUGUAGGGGUUACAGAACAGUCGUUCCCGCCUCCCAACCUGUGGAUACAGCUGUUGGGGCAGAAGAGACGGGACCAGCUGCUGGCCACAUUUCCUGCUUUAUUUUAAAAGGUAGUAUAAGAAAUAAGGAAGAAGAGGUAAUAUCAGGGCUUCUGCUGUCUUUUGUUUUUAAAAUGUUCAUAAUUAAGUAUUUUCCAGCAGUCCAAAGAUGUAAGUUAUCUUACACAUAAGAUGUUUUCUUUUGUUAUUUGUUUAUGGAAAUGGAAUCUUGUUCUUGCACAACUAACUGUAACUGUUUUAUUGCUAGAUAAUAUGAUUUGAGACUUAGAUUAGUCUCUGGUUUUCAGUAUAUCACAUUUUGUAAAGUUAUCCACUGCACUUGAGCAUGAAUGGGUAGUAGCCAAUCUCUCACAACUUGGAGUGAUGGACCUGCUUCUUCAAGGGCAGGAACAAGCCCCCACAAUGCAGCUGCAUGGAUUUUAGUGCCUACUGAAUUAUAUAUAUACAUAUAUAUAUAUAUACAUAUAUAUAUACAUAGAGAUAAACCAAAAGUAGUUGGAAAAUUAUUUGAAAUGACUAAUUUGUGCUCCUUCUGAAAUAUGUUAAAUGUAGCUUUUGAAACAGAAGCCUUGAAUUGAAAUUUAAUACUUGAACAUUUUUGUAUAUUUCUUUGUAUAUAAUUUUGUGCAGUACCAAUGACAAAAAUAUGGUGUCAUAAUAAAAUCAGGUUUGUUGAUCUUUCAGUUAUGGGCUCAAAGAAUUUAUUCAUCGUUAGCAUGACAUUGGGAAGUAGUGGAUGAAAAUAGGAAAAUCCAAUUCUUGGUAAUACAGACUGUGAUCUUAGUCAAAAGGUUCUGGAAGCAGUAAGCUUGUUUUCCUAAGAAUUACACCAUUUCCGUGGACUGUUCUUAACAUCUGCUUUUCCUGCAUUCAAGGUGUGGGUUUGGGAGAUACAGUUUCUGAAUUGGGAUGUUUUGAAAUUCCAGUACAGACUGUAGAAUGUCAUUUUAUAAAUUGUAGUUUGGGGAAUUAGAGCUCUUGACAGUGGCAAGAUUAGAAUGCCUGAAUUUGAAGCUGCUUUGUUAGGGUCCCCAUCCUUUAGUAACUGUCUUUUCUAGUUCCAUUUCAUUGUUUCUUUCCUAGUUUGGGCAACAAUGGUUUUUGUCAUUUUUUUUCUUUUUUUUGUUUUUGUUUUUUGCAUCAACUCAUGGUCUUGUUUUACUUGGUAACUGCAUGUAUUUAGGACCGAUUAGGGGCUUUAAAUUUUCUCAUAUUUAUGUGUAAGCAUAUUUUUCUGUAAAUGUUUGGGUUUCUCAAUUUACAACAGUUGUUUAAUUUCAUUGUGUAGUAAACAGUAUCUUAAAGUGUCCUGUUCACUACUUGUUAAUUAAAAAUUAUGAUUAAUAUAAAACUGUUGUCUUACUAUCUUUAGAAAUUGUGUUGUGAAUAAUUAGUAUUUUGAUAGAGAGUUCUGGAAUAUAAAAUAGAUGAAAAUUUUCAGGUUCCAUUGUAUUUAAUGUGAUGGUUGAGAACAAAUUAGCAUUUGGGGAACUAUUUCGAGUUUGAUUUCUGAUUUGUACCUAUGUAGUAAAAAUGAUAGAAAACCUAAAGAUGUAGCUUUUUAAUCUCUGUCUUCCUCUGGAGGUCAGUAUUCAUACAUGAAUUAACUAACACAUAUUGGCAUAGUAUUUCUAUAAUGGUAACUUAAGUUUUAUCCUUUUUAAACCAGGCUUAACUAAAAAGUACAUGUUUGUUAAAAAUGUAGUCACACCUCUGAUAUAUCCAACAAAGUAUUCAAAAUAUUUUAAAUAUCUGUGCGUUUUAUACUCGCUAAAUUAAUCUCUUUCUCUUCUCUUUAAACAGCUUAGCAGUAUCUGCAAAAACGAAUCUUUUCCUACAACCUGUUAACUGACUGGACUGAUGGUAACAGUAAUUGUGGGAGCCAUGUCGGUCAAAAAUUUGGCAUCUGCUGCAAAACAUGAAUGCCAUUUCCAAGUUCCCAAAUUACCUCUAUACUGAUUACACUUUCCAGAAACGGAGAUAUGAAAAGAUUCUCUGGAAUGCUUGAAAGACUUAAUAGAAAUCCAUGAGACUAAGUUAAUUUUGGAACAAAAUUACAUCUUUUUGUCCUUUCAUGGCAGUAACACUAAAUUUAUUGCAUACUUUUUAAAAAAAAUUGUAACUAUUGGAGAAGAGAAUUAUAGUGUUUUAUUAUCAGGAAACAUUAGAUUUUUACACAGUCAAGAACACAUUCUGUGGAUUAGAGUUAGAGGGUUAGAGUGACAUAAGUAGCCAGCAGUGGUCACAGGACUCACCACGGGUUUGUAUUUCUGGAAUGUGAAAAGCUGCUUUGGAAGAUAGACACCUUGCUGAGUAGAAUAAAGUCCUCAACCUAAAGAGUAGUGUUUUAAAAUAGAUAUUUUGAUUGUAUAUUUUUUUAAAAGUGAUUAUAAUGUGUGGGUAGUACUGCCAUUUAGGGUAACAUGAGCUUGUGUGAAAUCCCAGGUUUGGCAUUUUGGACAUUGAGUACUUGAUCCUGUUUGAAUGUGUUGAGGCUUCUGAUGAAUGACAUAGUUUCUACUGUUCUGUUAAAAUUUCUGUAGUGUUUGUUCUGUAAGGAUCUCCAUAUUUUGGAUGAUAAUGGCUUAUUUCAUAUUACAAGUAAAAAACCCAUUCAGAACCCAAUCAUUUUUUCAUUAUUGUUGAAUUAUGCUAAUACGUUUUUCAUCUGUUUUAGACUUUUAUUUUUGGCUCACGUGGGAAAUAAUGCAGAUAGAAGAGGGAGAUGAUGGGAAGUAGUGUUAUUACACUAUAACCAUGAUAUUCAAGAUCCAUUCAGGUCCUCUGCUUGUCUUCUUCACCUGUGUGUUCAGUGUCUCUAAAGCCAAAGAGUACAGGAAAUUCCUGCAGGCUUCUAUUUAAAGUAGCCAAUGCUACUGUAGCCGAAGAUUUAGGUACUUUGGUGUCAAGAUGCAAUGUGGAUAAUUCACUAGAAAUGCGUAUCUUAAGAAUACGAAGUUAUGUGGUUGAGGGAGUAGAUCAAGUGCUCACAGAUACAAUUUUUUUUUAAAUAAAUGAUUCUUCAAAGUUAA